Molecule: messenger RNA, 951 nt
Organism: Ostertagia ostertagi
Lineage: Eukaryota; Metazoa; Nematoda; Chromadorea; Rhabditida; Trichostrongylidae
Source: the annotation of a GenBank genome assembly
AUGAGCAGUCUUUUCAGUUUCGACUUCUCGGAAAGUGACACGGAAGUAACUGCCAUCGGUCAAAAUGAGCAGGUCUCUGACAUGUUCCCUGCUUCUCGCUCUCGCAAAAACAAGGAGCGUCGAGCAGAAAGGAAGAUGCGGCGAUUUUUGGAUCUGGAAAAUGGCGUAGUGAAUUCGAAGAACGCAGGUGCACGGAAACAGCGUCAGUCUGAGAACGUCCGCCUUUUGAUGAGCUUUGUGGAUAAGGAAGACAUCUGCACCGACUUCUCUGACAUUGUCCCUCAAACGGUCACUGCAUUUGACAGACUGUUCAUUGAUCAAGAGAACAUGCAGGUAUGGAACGAUUUUAUUGAACGUGAUGAAGAAGAGCAACGACAAAUUCUAAAUGGUAAGGAGAGUAGCAGUGGCUGUGGCUGGUUCAUUGUCGGUGGAAACGUUCAAUCACCUUCAAGAGCACUUCAAGGAGUGGAUGGACGAAAACAUCAUCCGGCGUACUGCGGAAGAGCUUGCUUUGAGCGUAUGGAUAUCAAAAGUAGACGUCUACUGUCUGAGAAACGUCUUCCUUGGGCUUUCAUCGAUCGUCUUGAAGGAGAACUGCUCUCGUUUUUCUGUUCUUCUUCUCCUGGAGCCGGUGCAAGUGACGAUGCCGUGUAUGUUGGAGUUUUUGGAAACUCGCUAGAACGAGCGCUCGGGCAUGCUAUCGCACAGUUCCUCAUGUUAAAAUCCAAAAGUGUGACCGAUCGUGGAAGUGGUGAACGACUGACAGAGUUCCGGAAUCCCCGAGCCAUCUUUAUACCGCCUCAUACUCGACUCAUACCAUUUCUAUCUUCUCUCCGUUCAGAGCCUAUUGAUUUACCUCCAAGUUUCAUGGGCGGAGAAGGGGCUGAUGAAGAAGGUGAAAGCCCUGACUCUUCAUUCAGUGAAGUGUACCCCGAUCAUUCAGAAUCUUAG